UCCUGGGAUGCGAGGGCACCAGAAUUCUCCCUCUCCAAAAGAAAUCUAGGACCAAAGCAGACAUUUUCUUGACUGGGGAGCUGACAAGAUUUAAUCCCAAAGACCAGAAACAUGCACUGUGCCAUCCAAAAGGCAGAAGCACUGGAUGGGUCCCAUCUGAUGCAGGUCCUCUGGCAUGAUGGGGCAGAGUCCCUCUACCCUUCCGUGUGGCUAAGAGACAACUGCCAGUGCUCUGAGUGCUACCUGGGUUCUGCAAAGGCACGGAAACUUCUUCUGGAAGCUCUUGAUGUGAACAUUAGUAUUAAAGAUUUGACAUUUGACAGAAAAAAGGUUUAUAUCAUAUGGCCCAAUGAGCAUCGCAGUGAAUUUGAAGCUGAUUGGUUGAAGAAAAGAUGCUUUUCCCGGCAGGCCAGAGAAAAACUCCAAGAAGAAUUGUUUUUGCCAGAAUAUCAAUAUUGGGGCUCAGAGCUACAGCUACCUACCCUAAAUUUUGAAGAUGUCUUAAAAAAUGAUGAACAAGCAUACGAGUGGCUCUCCAGCCUCAAAAAAGUAGGCAUUGUGAGGCUCACUGGAGCCUCUGACAAACAAGGAGAAGUUACAAAACUUGGGAAAAGGAUCGGUUUCCUAUAUCUCACAUUUUAUGGACAUACUUGGCAAGUGCAAGACAAAAUCGAUGCAAACAAUGUGGCCUACACAACUGGAAAGCUCAGCUUUCACACAGAUUACCCAGCCCUCCGUCAUCCACCUGGGGUUCAGCUUCUGCACUGCAUAAAGCAAACAGUCACAGGAGGUGACUCAGAAAUUGUAGACGGGUUUAAUGUGUGUCGAAAACUCAAGGAAAUAAAUCCUCGGGCAUUCCAGAUUUUGUCUUCCACCUUUGUGGACUUCACAGACAUUGGAGUGGAUUACUGUGAUUUCUCUGUACAGUCUAAACACAAAAUUAUAGAGUUAGAUGAUAAAGGCCAAGUGGUUCGCAUCAACUUCAAUAAUGCAACUAGAGACACAGUGUUUGAUGUGCCUGUUGAACGAGUUCAGCCUUUUUAUGCUGCCCUAAAGGAAUUUGUUGACCUCAUGAACAGCAAAGAAUACAAGUUCACCUUCAAGAUGAACCCAGGUGAUGUGAUUACUUUUGACAACUGGCGCUUACUUCAUGGUCGACGUGGCUAUGAAGCAGGAACUGAGAUAUCACGCCAUCUAGAAGGAGCAUAUGCUGAUUGGGAUGUGGUCAUGUCCAGGCUUCGUAUCCUAAGGCAGAAUGUCAAGAAUGGGAACUGAAUAUCAUGUCUAAUAAGAGUCCAAUGACUACUUUGUAAGCUAUGGCAUGGUUAUUAACAGAUCAUGAUCUAUACCAUUUAAAUAUUAAUUUCUUUAACACUGAACGUGUAACUUCUGUUACAGAAUACUCUUUUUCUUGUAAUUGUAGUCAAUAUCAACUUGUUAGGUGUUGUGGCAAUAUGCCCCUUUCUCUAAAUAAAGUGUCCCUUCUGUUCUG
Molecule: messenger RNA, 1492 nt
Organism: Castor canadensis (American beaver)
Lineage: Eukaryota; Metazoa; Chordata; Mammalia; Rodentia; Castoridae
Source: RefSeq, a predicted model, not a curated record